AUGCGGGACCGAUGCAUGACCGGUGACCACUCGCUAAUCCAUGGCCACUCGCCUCUCCAAUCCACGACGCUCCAACUUUGUUCCUACCGGAUCUCUGCGCUCGGCGAAUGUGGAUCUGACCCCGACACCGGCCGCCCUUACGAGAGGCGGGACAGGGAUCGUGACCGAGACCGAGACCACAGGGAUAGGGAUCGCUACAGAGAAAGGGACAGGGACAAAGAAAGGGAUAGGGACAGAGAAAGGGAUAGGGAUAGGGACAGAGAGAGGGAUAGAGAACGGGACAGGGAUAGGGAUAGACAAAAGUCUGGAUCCCAUAGGGAGGAUUACGAUUCUAGUUCUCGGGAGCGUGAGAGGGAGAGGGAGAGGAGGCGGGAGAAGUAUUACUCUGAUUCGUAUAGGGAUAGGGAGAAGUAUAGGGAGAGGGAUAGGGGUUAUCGAGAGAGGGAUAGGGAGAGAGAUCGUGAGCGGGACAGGGAUAGGGAGAAGGGGAGGGAUAGGGACAGGUACUACCGCGAGCGCGAGCGCGACAAAGAAAGAGAAAGACGCAAACGCGAGCCGUCAGUUAUACCCGAAGGCGCAGCUACAGGCGGGCCCUCCUCCACCCCCCACGACGACGAUGACGCCCCCCACCACGCCAACGCUAACGGGGGCGUACGCCCCUUCACACCGGACAACUUCCUCCCGCACCCGGCGCCGCCGGACGAGGACGGCUCGCCGCAGCGGAUCGUACUCGACAAUCCUACCUUGUCGGAGCUGAACCAGAGCGCUGCUGCUUCGAAUUUGAAUUUGGGUGCUGGGGGAGGGGGCCCGGGAGGGGGAGGGGGUGGUGUACCGUUUGUGCCUACUAUGGUGCAGUUCCCGACGGAGGAGGGGGAGGAGGGGUAUGGUGAGCGCAGGAGGGAGAGGGAGAGGGAUAGAGAUCGCGACCGUGAGCGUGAGCGUGACAGGGAACGGAGGAGGAGGGAUAGGUAUUAUGAGGAUGAGGAGCGGUAUCGGUCUUCUGGGCGGAGGGAGCGUGACCGCGACCGCGACCGUGAUCGUGACAGAGACAGAGACAGGGAGAGGAGGUAUCGAGAGAGAGAUAGGGAGAGGGAGUACAGGGAUCGGGACAGGGACAGAGACAGAGACAGAGACGGAGAUAGAGAUAGGGAUAGAGAUAGGGAUCCGGAGAGUUCGAGGUUUAGGGAGGUGUUUUCGCCUCCUGCGGGUGUGGCUAUGAGUUUGAGCGGGGCGGUUGCGAUGCAGAGGUCUGAAGCUGGGUGA
This is a messenger RNA of Coprinopsis cinerea okayama7#130, 1263 nucleotides long. RefSeq lists its product as hypothetical. The coding region runs from base 1 to 1263 and encodes 420 amino acids. The record is from RefSeq and is a predicted model, not a curated record. Lineage: Eukaryota; Fungi; Basidiomycota; Agaricomycetes; Agaricales; Psathyrellaceae. The transcript is spliced from 3 exons.